GUGCACAUCUGCAGGCAUGACAGAACCAAAAUUGAGAAGUCUGAAUAUCCAGACUCAGCUCAGGCUCACCUCUGCAGCAAAAACUCUUCUUCCUUGCUCCUCCUGUUCCCUUUCGUGAAAAGACAAAUUCGAACAAUCCGAACGUAAUUUCCGAGGAGUGUGGUGUUUCGUAAGAGUGAACAACCAUGGUCUUCAAGUUUUCAACCUUCGAUCUCACCAAAGAUCCUCCUGAUUUCGAUCCGCCUUCGCCGCCUGCUUCUCGGUCAUCAACGAUUUGUCUGCCGCUUAAUCCUGCUAGCCGCAGUUUCAUCAAAGGUACGACAUCCCGCCAGGUAGCUGCCGGUGCUUCUCUGCGCUUGGCCAAUUCAGCUUCCAAGUUUGGUUGCUGGAGGCCAAGCGAAUCACUCCAAUGUCCAGAGGCAGGACGCCUUAAAAGGUUCACUUUCCGCGAGCUGAAGGUCGCUACCAACAAGUUCAGUGAGACAAAUAAGCUGGGUGAGGGUGGGUACGGUUGUGUGUACUAUGGAGUCUUGGUGGACGGCUCCAGAGUGGCGAUAAAAAGACUCACUAGACAUACCUCUCAAAGAUUGACACUGCGUGCUGAAGUAAAAUUGGGGAACAAGAUAUGGCAUCGGAAUCUGCUUCCGGUUCACGGCUUGUGUUCAUCAUCGAAACAUGGAGACAUGCUCGUGUACCCUUUCAUGGUGAACGUAAGCCUAGGCAUCAAUUUAAGAGGACAGUCAACAGAGAAGCGCCCACUUGAUUGGCCCAUCAGGAAGAAGAUAGCAAUUGGAGCUGCGAGAGGGAUUGCCCAUUUGCAUGAUCUGAGGAUAAUUCACAGGGACAUUAAACCCGACAAUAUACUGCUGGAUGCGGAUUUUGAGGCUCGUGUUGCAGAUUUUGGGUUGGCCUUGUUCAUGGACGAUUACAAAGAGAAGGCUGUUUCCGAAGGAGAACCCAAUGGUGAAGACGCUUAUUUUACCGACUGCACAGCGGGAACACUUGGUUACAUGGAUCCAGAGCGCAUUACCGGAAGAUACUCAGUAAAGAGCGAUGUUUAUGGUUUCGGCGUGACACUUCUUGAACUCGUGAGUGGUCGAAGAGCUUGGAGAACAACCUGCCUCGAUGGAAAGGAACUGGGGCUGCUUCGAUGGGCACAAGCCCUUUUGAAAAACGAACAGUUGGAAAGGCUAGUCGAUACCAAUAUGCUGGGCGGCUAUAACGAGAGUGAAGUGGAGAAAACCAUUCGCCUGGCUCUACUUUGCACGCAACUGGACCCCAAAAAACGACCUUAUAUGGCUGAAGCAGUCCUAUUUCUUGAAGGAAUUAUUGGCUUGGAGAAAAGAUGGGAGGAGUAUCAACUUGAAGACGAAUUAUCUGGCCUAGAUGAUCUUUCAAUUUUGAACGACUCUACUUCUUGUCCAAGAACGUGUCGCUUGAGAUUCGCCCUCGAGAUUGCGGCUGCCUCAGCUUCAGCACUAUACCGGAUACCGUUGAAUUUUUUUCGCUUAGUUCGAGUGUAUUUACUCAUUUCAUUUUAUUUAAUUGACAAUGUUCUUAUUAUGUUUUACCUUAAAUCUGAUUUCAUUUUAUUUUUAUCAAAGCCUACCAGAACUUGAGAGGGCAAGUAGAAUCAAAUUAUUGUGCUGUGCCGUCGGCCAACAUUCCACA
Messenger RNA from Syzygium oleosum, 1671 nucleotides. RefSeq names its product BRASSINOSTEROID INSENSITIVE 1-associated receptor kinase 1-like. Lineage: Eukaryota; Viridiplantae; Streptophyta; Magnoliopsida; Myrtales; Myrtaceae. Gene Ontology annotation, biological process: protein phosphorylation. Gene Ontology annotation, molecular function: protein kinase activity; ATP binding. The record is from RefSeq and is a predicted model, not a curated record. The coding region runs from base 186 to 1619 and encodes 477 amino acids. The transcript is spliced from 2 exons.